Molecule: messenger RNA, 2082 nt
Organism: Ostertagia ostertagi
Lineage: Eukaryota; Metazoa; Nematoda; Chromadorea; Rhabditida; Trichostrongylidae
Source: the annotation of a GenBank genome assembly
AUGUACAUCUGGGCCCGCAUCCCCGAGCCCUACCGGGAGCUGGGCUCGCUGGAGUUCGCGCGCCAGUUGCUGGAAAAGGCCAAGGUCUGCGUGUCGCCCGGCAUCGGCUUCGGCGACCACGGCGACGGCCACGUGCGCUUUGCCCUCAUCGAGAACGAGAACGCGCAUCCGCCAGGCGGUGCGGGGGAUCAAGGCGAUGUUCAAGGCCGAUGGGCUGCUCAAGCCAUGAGGCCGCAAGCCUGCAUCCUCGACCUCGACGGCACGCUCGUCGACACCCUCGGGGACUUCGUUGCCGUGCUCGACCUGACCUUGGCCGACCUGGGUCUGCCCACGGUCGGCCGUGACUUCGUCGAGCGCACGAUCGGCCGCGGCGGGGAACACCUCGUGCGCCAGACGCUCGCCCACGUCGGCGCCAAGCCGGGGUUGUUCGACCAUGCCUGGUCGCUCUACCAAACCCACUACGCCGAGGUGAACGGCGCGCAUGCGGCCGUCUACCCGGGCGUCGUGGAAGGUCUGGACGUGCUGCGCGAACUGCAAUUGCCGCUCGCGGUGCUGACCAACAAGCCGGCCGCGCCGGCGCGGGAGCUGCUGCGCCGCAAGGGGCUGGACGGCUACUUCCGGCACGUGUUCGGCGGUGACGACUUCCCGAGCAAGAAGCCCGAUCCGCUGCCGCUGCUGCGGACCUGUGAAGCGCUGGGCACCCUGCCGUCCAGGACCUGGAUGGUGGGCGACUCGCGCAACGACGCCGAGGCCGCCCGCGGCGCGGGCUGCCCGGUGGUGCUGAUGACCUAUGGCUACAGCCACGGCGAGGAUGUCCGCGCCAUCCCGGCGCGGGCCCACCUCGACCGGCUGGACGCGAUCAGCGCUUGCGCUGUCGUCGGCCGGCUUGUCACCCAGCCAGAUGCGCAGCAUGGCCGAGAAGAACUCGGGCUCCUUGAUCGGCUCGGGCAUGACGGACUUGCCGUUGAGCAGCAGCACGGAGCCCACGCCCGGCACAUAGUCCACCGAGAAGCUGUCGCCGCUGUUGAGCUGCUUGCGGCUGGCGAAGAUCUCGCUGAGCUUGAGCACGCCAUUGAUGGACUUCACGAAUUCCUCGCGCGGUGCAUUGGCUUCCAUGCCCUUGGUGAAGAGCUUGCCCAGCUCGUUGCCGUCGAUGUCGCGCAGCAUCUGGAUGUGGAUGCGCUUCGGGCCGGGCGCGGCGAGCACUUCUUGUGUGGUGUUGGCCUUGUGGGUCAGGUACAGGCCCGCCGUGUAGACCUUGACGACGAACUUGUAGCGGAUGCCGGCGCCGUUGAGCACGAGCUUCUGACCGGCGAGAUCCGCCGUCGGCUCGUACUUCACGUUGGCCACUUCCACCGCCUGGGCCCAGGCAUUCCCCCCGUUCAGGCUCGCCGCGGCCAGCAGGGCCGCCGCAAUCAGUGCGCGCAUGUCUCGCUCCGUUAUCGUGCCGCGAUGGCGGCAUCUCCGUACACCGAAAGCCUCGCCGCCGAGGGCUACAACCGCAUUCCCGCUCAUCAGCGAGGCGUUUGCGGACCUCGAAACCCCGCUGUCCCUCUACCUCAAGCUCUGCGCCGGCUCGGGCCAAGGGCGCAACAGCUUCCUGCUGGAGUCCGUCGUCGGCGGCGAGCGCUUCGGGCGCUACUCCUUCAUCGGCCUGCCCUGCCGCACGUUGGUGCGGGCCACGGGCACGCUGUGCGAGGUGGUGACCGACGGCGUCGUCGUCGAGACGCACGAAGGCAACCCGCUGGACUUCAUCGCCGCCUACCAGGAGCGCAUCAAGCCCAAGAUCCCCGACCGGCCUGCCGCGCUUCUGCGGUGGCCUGGCCGGCUACUUCGGCUACGAGGCCGUGCGCGCCAUCGAAAAGCGCCUGGACCGCGACCAAGAAGGGCGGCGGCCCUGGGCACGCCCGACAUCCAGCUGCUGCUCAGCGAGGAAGUCGCCGUCAUCGACAACCUCUCCGGGCGCCUGUACCUCAUCGUCUGGGCCGACCCGCGCCAGCCGGAAGGCCUACUUCCGGGCCACCAAGCGGCUCACCCAGUUGCGCGACAAGCUGCACUACUCGGUCAGCGUGCCGCGCGUGA